AUGGCGAUAGCAAAUGCGAUGGCAAAUUAUGCCUCUUUUUUCUCCGCCUGCUGUUGUGUUUUGGGCCCACGGUCACGUGGUCAAAGAACGACCGUUGAUUCGCCGAACGACGAAACUCUAGUAACUGUCGAGGAAAAAAAUUGCGACGAUGACAAGGUUUCGAAAUCAAACGCGGAAAACGAUUCAAAUUUGGAAGUUUUCGAACUGGAAAGAGUAGAAGGAAAGCCCAUAAGAAAAGUCGGUGUAUCUGGGGAGGGUUUUGCCGAGAUGAACUCGACCGAAAGAAGUAGUAGUCGAAACUACCCCCCUCCAUCGUACAACAACGCAACAGCGAGACGCUUCACAGAACCGUAUAGAUCAAAGACUUCAAAUAGUGCUCAUACUAAUACAUAUCGUUCACUCUCCGAUGUCUCUCAAGGACGAUACUUCAGACCUUCGCGUGAUGUCGCCAGAGAAGCGAUGGAAGACAGGCGUCGAAAUGUCUCACCCGAUCUCUCUUUGAGCUCGAACUUCGAGGCUAUGAACAUUAACGGCAGCAUCAGUCCGGCCUCGUCCACUUACACGUUAUCAAGUCAAAUUGCAAGCAGCGAUUUUGACUUUACGGUAGCAAAGCUACGCUUCGUCUUAGACUACACGUUUCACAGGUCUAAACUUACAACGACGAUCAGCAAAGUCGAACUGACAAACGAGGGAAUUGUUCGAGAUAAAGAAAGUAUGGAAAUUGAUCUAGUUCUGCUGCCGGAUAAGAGACAAACGUAUCGAAUCAAGACAAAAAACUUCACCGAGCCUUAUGCUUUUUAUAUCUACCCGAGAGAACGAUUACCUCAGAUGAGGCUCAGAUUUCGACUGUAUGAAGGCGGACGAAUGUUGAAACGGGUGCUGUUAGCCGAAGGAGUGUUUGCUCUGAAGAACGUGAGACUUGGUUUUGAGUUGAUAACAUUGGACAUCGAACUGUUCCCGCCGACAAGAGGUUUGGCUUAUGGAAACCGAUUAGAAGAGCGAAGCUUGAGCCCGGUAUCAAUGUCAACCGAUAUAAGCUCGCGUCUUUCGACGACCGAAGACGCCGAACUGUUAGUGUCCCUACAGCAUCGCUCCACCGUUCAACGGCUAAAUAUUGAAAUACUCAAAACGCGUUGCUGCGGGCCCUUAGUUCACAACAAAGCAACACCGAUGUAUGUUGAAAUCAAACUAAUCUCUUCGAGCGGAGAUUUGCUUUUCGACACGAAGACUUCGAUUCAGAAAGACUCCCCGAAUCCGGAAUUCAACGAGAAAUUUUCAUUUUUCCUGCCCGAUAAUAAUUUACUAAGUGUAACACUUUUGGUGACGCUUCUUCGCGUGAGCCGACCGUUCGGUCGAAAGUCGUUGGUCGGGAGGUUCUCUAUCGGACGAAAUAACAGCGACAAGAGCGAGGAGAUGCAUUGGAACGAAAUCGUAAGAGCUGGACAAGGAUCUUCACCGAUUUUAAAGUGGCACAAGUUGUUUCAGCUUUAAGGUUGAGUAUACAGACCUUAUACAGUCUACGUCUAUAUUCCUAAUGGAAACAGCUGUCGCUAGUGGAAGCCAUGGGUAUGUCUAUACAUUUAUACAUUAACGCUGACAGCUGAACAAAUGACUGUGUAUCGUAUAGUAUGAAAUUUGCAUAUAUGUAUAGAAUAAUAGUUUAAAACACCUUUAAAUUUUGGCACAAGGCCACUGUAGAUGAUGAACAAAGACUGCAACGUCUUCGUAGGAAUCGAGUCAUACAGAACUGAAUUAAUAUUUUGCCAAUUGUUUCACAUGAGACUGCAUGAUAUCGCGUUGAACAAACAAUAUAUUGUAGUUUUAACCUACAUAAUAUAUUUACAGGUGAGGGAUAUAGAAGCAUACAUAUAUAUACUACUUUGCACAAAUGGGGUUGAGGAAAAAAUUUUUGUGUUGGGAUUCUUUAAUUUUUUUCGAGGGAGAAAACUUUUUCACAACGACGAGGAGGAAGGUAUAAGGCCGGAAUUAUCAAAAUUUAUCUAUUCCGUGUGAAUUAUUUUAACUUCAGAUUUUCGUUCGCAGUCGCCUAUUUCCAUGUUAUAAAGGCAGCUAUCGCAACUGCCUAGUUGAGAGCAAUUAUUACAGCAAAUUUACAGUUAUUUUGCCAAAGGCAAAGGCAAUUUGCAAAUCAUUGCCAACGUUCAAUGACGCGGUAGGCGUGAAGAGUCGAAGACUAUGCACGGGCGCUUUCCUUCAGUAUACGGUAACAACGGCCAGACUGAUCCUGUUGUAUUUCAAUAUUCAAUACAGAAAGAUUACUGAUAUUUUAGAAUGUUUCAAGACAUCUGCAUUCCGAUAUAUUGUUAUUUAUAUCGUUAUUUACAUCUGCCUAGCACGGAAAAUGCAGUUUCACCGCUAUAUUUUUAAAGAAAUACUCUAUUUCAGCCUGAAAUGUGACCAGUCUGACCAUUUUGGCCGCUUUUGGAAAGCGCCAGUUCUUAUAUCACUUUACAAAUCCGCGUAUUGUAGCACAAAAUGACUACACGAAAUGAGUAAUAACCAAUGCACUGUAUUGUGGGAUUAAUUUCAUGCAUUUUGUAGCUGUGUUAAGGUAUUUUACAUGCAUAUACUGCAUGCAUGCUUGUCUGACAGACGUUCUCUCACGCCAGAUGUUAACGUAAGAGGAUUUUUUGUCGUCAUGCUGACGUUUGCCACAUAUAUAUAUUUUACAAACCAUCCACGUGCAUCUGAAUAAUUAUCUUGAUAAUAGCUGUGUGUAAAAUACCUUUGCUCUGAUAGCUAUACUGCAAGCUGGCGCUCUCUUACUUCUAAGUAUGCCUUGUGCAGUAGUUUUCAUUUAGUUUGCAUGCAUGUUAGCGCAUAUAUACCUAAUGUUAUAUAGCGUUAGGAAUACGGAUGGAAAAUGGGAUUCUUAUUUAUUACUAUUGGUGUAAAGUCAAAAUAAUCAUAUGCGGUUUGUAGAUAUUUUUAA
Molecule: messenger RNA, 2953 nt
Organism: Dendronephthya gigantea
Lineage: Eukaryota; Metazoa; Cnidaria; Anthozoa; Malacalcyonacea; Nephtheidae
Product: synaptotagmin-16-like
Exons: 1
Coding region: 1-1491 (496 amino acids)
Source: RefSeq, a predicted model, not a curated record